This is a messenger RNA of Humulus lupulus (European hop), 4106 nucleotides long. RefSeq lists its product as uncharacterized. Lineage: Eukaryota; Viridiplantae; Streptophyta; Magnoliopsida; Rosales; Cannabaceae. The record is from RefSeq and is a predicted model, not a curated record. Bases 775 to 1776 code for a protein of 333 amino acids. The transcript has 10 exons.
GAAAGGGUAAAGUAAAACUGUAGACUCCCAAAAAAAAAAAAAAGUAGAAAGUGAAACCCUACCCAUUUUCUCCACAGCCGGCUCCCUCAUCCUCCCAUGGUGACGCCUCACGUUCUCCUUGUAUGUGAAUCUCAUGCCUUUCUUUCUUCCUCAAGGCUUAUGCCUCAUUAGUCUCUCGCACCUCCCUCUGUCUUUUCACUCUACUCCUUCGGACCCCCUUCUCAUUCUGCCGUAGCAAUACUCUCACCAGCCGCACCGCUAGCUUUCUCCAUAAUGGCCGGCAUCGCAAGCCCUUCCAACAGCUUGUAGCCUCUUUCUCCAUCCCACUUUUCCACAUUAAUUAUUCUAUUGAGGUCUACGUCCUUGUGGGUUUGUGCUUGACAUGAGAGCCGCGCUAUUGUGUCUUGGUUGGCAUUGGUCUUUCUCGUGUAAAAUCCUCUGGUGUCAUCAGCCUCUUUCUCAUCCCUUGUGAGAUUCUCCUUUGCUGUCAACCUUACCACUGACGGCGAAGAAUAAGAAUGAGAAGGCGACUCUGAAGAAGUGGUGAAGAACUUCCUCUAACUGUAACGAAGGAGUUUCAGUCUCAUACCCAAGACCAAAGCGGUAUUUCCAAGCUCUCGUUGUUGAACUUCGUCCACACAGUCUUUCGACUUGAAUUUCUACUAAGGUGAUGUCAACCCAUGAACUCUUGCAAUAAGAGCUUAAGGAACCAUUCUCUUAUACCCUAUGGAAGCCUAACUGAGUCUACAGUUAGUUUCUCUCUGGGCUGUGAUUAUGAAGCGUUUUACUUUCUCUCUCUUUACUAAUUGGUCUCCUUCUCUAAUGCUUCCCCGAUUUUACAGUCAAGAAGCUGCUUAUUGCUUGCUCCCCUUUGGUAGUUGUUGCAGUAAUGGUCUGUUCUUAAGGAGAGUACACACUCGUGGUAGCCAUAACAUUUAUAGACAUGGGGUCAAUGGUGGAGUACUGAAUAACAGAUAUGCUUCUCCUGAAACCCAUUCUAUUCUUCAAUCAAGUGGUCUUCAGCACUGGUUCAAGAAUUGGCAGCAGCUAAGAAAGAAUAAACUGACAGCAAGCACUUUCGCUUCCGCUAUUGGGUUUUGGCGUCGGCGAAGAGUCCAGCUGUGGUUAGAGAAGGUUGGGGCCAUCGAGCCGUUCUCAGGUAACCUGGCAACAUGUUGGAGCAAUAUCAAAGAAGAGGAAGCCCUUGAAAGGUACAAGCUCAUCACAGGAAAUACAGUAUUGUUUCCAGAGUUUCAGGUUUAUUCAGCUAAAACAAAGCCGGGAGAGGAUUGGUUGGCAGCUUCACCAGAUGGGGUUGUUGACGGGCUUGUUUAUGGUUUGUCUUCACGGGGAGUUCUCGAGAUUAAGUGUCCCUUUUUCAAUGGUGAUAUGAGCAAAGCUUCCCCUUGGUCUCGAAUUCCGCUGUACUGCAUUCCGCAGGCUCAGGGUUUGAUGGAGAUUGUGGACAGGGAUUGGAUGGAUUUCUAUGUUUGGACUCCUAAAGGAAGCAGCUUGUUCCGGCUGUAUAGGGAUGCUGAAUACUGGGAUGUCCUCAAAAUGGCACUCUCUGAUUUCUGGUGGCAGCAUGUUCAUCCAGCAAGGGAAUGUAGCUCUAAAUCCCCCGUGGUCUUGGAUCCACUCACCGACUUAAGAUCACUCAAGCCACUUCCAAGGCAUGAACUGUGCAGUUAUAUAGUUUAUGACAGCAAACGCAUAGUUGAUGAAUCCAAAUUGUUGAUGCGAGAAAUCAAUGGCAUACUCCAAAGCUCAUGUUGAUUUCCUUACAGAUGAGAGAAGAAUGAAGCUGAAUGUGAAGUGUGCUUUGUACAUUGAUGGUGUUCCAUUUGGUCCUCUCACAAAACAAGGUUUGAGAUGUUUCAAGCAGGAAAGGUGAGGGAUUAAUUGGUGGGGCUACGGUUCCUCUUUGUGAUAGCAAAAUGCAGCUCAAAACAGGAGAACAAAAGCUCAGGCUUGGCUAUGAAAACUUGCAGAUGGUUCAUUAGUACAAAUUGGAGUGCUUGGAGAAGCUUAUGGACAAGUACCAGAGAUGAUAAAAGCUGACAUGUUGAUUUGCUAGAUUGUCUUGCAUUCAAAACUAGAUAAAAUCAAGGAAUGCGAAAACACUAGAAGUGGAAGUUCUAAUUUAUACCUGGUCAUUGCGUUUUGUGGCUUUGAACAUCAGUUGUUUUCCAGGAAGCACAACAGUUUAGUUGGGAACAAAUUACUGAUGUAUCUGAUGCGCUGGAGCUACUAUCCCCGGUUUCUAAAAUUGAGGAGGUCAGUGUGCAAGACUUUUCUUUCAUACUACUAUCUACAAUAUUUUGGUAUAUUUAAAAGUUCAGCAAGUUCUAUCUUGUAUACAUUGUGUUAUGCUUCCAUCUACAUCCAUUCAUGAAGUCAUAGCUUGUGCAUUAUAUCUUGUACCUCUUUGACAGGAGAAUAUUUUAGAUAGUACAAACAUGCAUCUGACUCUGUAAUAUAUUAUGCAAAGCUUGAUAAAAGUACAAAUGCCUGAAGGCGAAACUAAUGUCCGAUUGAAUAAUUAUUUGUGAAUUUUAGUAACUAUAUCCUCUUUAUGAAUGGAAGAAAUGAAGAUGGAAUUAAAUUAUGAACACAUUCUGACCCAUGAUUUUAAUGUUUGGUGGUCCCUUUACGUUUGUUCAAAUGGAUGAAUUGCUUAACAUAGAAAGUCUUGAUAUGCACCCAAGAGGGGUCAAAUGGUCAGACAUGUAGUGGUUUGGUUUGUUCCCACAAAGUUUUGCGGUUCGAGUCUCUCUUAUGUGCCUAAAUAGCAAGUCUCUCUUAUGUGCGUAAAUAGCAAGCAAUAGUUUCCUGGUCUCCAAAUAUUGUGGGGUUGACCUCUAUUGGUCCAUAGGAUUGCACUUGUGCCAUUUAUGCCUAAAGCUUGCACCAAGUGUCCUUUUUACUGAGCUUGGAAGUUUGGGUCUAAUCUAAUAACUUGAAAUCCGAAGCUUUUUAGGUUUUUAUACCGUUUCUUCUAAAUAUAAUGGUGAAGGGACUGAAGUUCCCACUCAAUGAUCAUGGAGAAAUCCCUAUGUUGAAAAUUGGGCACAGGAAAUUUCUCACCAUUUAAAACAGGCUGGCCGUCAUCAACAUUUGUUGCUGCCGUCAACGAUCUCCUACCACCUCCCUUUCUUCUCACUGUCACAAUCUCUUUCUCCUCUAAUCAAGGUAAAUGAAAGGAAAAGCUUAACCAGCCCUGAGUGGAGAGCUUGGGCGACGUUGUGUACAUACAGAGCUGCUUGAUCGCCAUGGUCAAGGAGUUCUCAGAAGAACUAGGGGUUUACCCUAUUUUUGUCGCUUAGGCCGGCGGGGAUUGUAAACUUGGAAAUGUAGCGACUCUUUUGUAUUACAAACUACUUGUAAACAUUUUGAAAGGCUCAUGAGCAGUUUACUCACUUAAUGAAAUAUACCCUUUUCUUUUUACUAGUUUUCUACCUUAACCUGAUAAUAACACUUAGAUCACGUUUUUUAACCAAAGGAUUCGGGUAGCGGGUCAAAUUUCCGGUUCACCGUAACUGUUCUGGGGUAACCAGAGCGUUACAGAUUUUAUUUUUAUAUAGCCACAGAUUUUAGGCAUUCUACAUUACCUAAUAAAAUGUAUGCACUAAAUAUUUUUUUAUUAAUUUUGUUAAAUCUUAUUUAAGUGAUGGAGAAAAUUGAAGAGCAAAGUAAUGAGUCGAUUCUUCUAAUUGAAGAUUUAGGUGAAUUAAAAACACUAUGUGGGAAUGGUUUUUGAGAUAAUGGAAAAGGCAAAAACAUAUUACAAAGAUUAUGGUCGAAAAAAAGGUUUUUGCACUUGUAUUCGGAGUACAAUGAAGACAACUCGAUCAAAUGAUAUUACUAGCAUAGUAUUGAGCUGCUCUCAUCGAGCACUGGUAGGGAAGAUGAUGUUUUGGAAGAGACUUGUGGAUGAAGCAAAUGAUGACAAAGAUUAUGAAAAGAAAACUUGAAAUUGUUCCACUUUUAAGUGUGAUUGCAAAGCUUACAUGUAAAGUGUUUAGUGACAUUCAUAAUCACAAAUUUGUUAGCCCAAGUAAAAGGAUGAAAAUGAAAAUAAAUCGUCACAUGUUGAAAGCGGUGAA